Panicum virgatum (switchgrass) is the source of this 2161-nucleotide messenger RNA. Its product is annotated as BTB/POZ and MATH domain-containing protein 1-like. NCBI's taxonomy places the organism in Eukaryota, Viridiplantae, Streptophyta, Magnoliopsida, Poales, Poaceae. Gene Ontology annotation, molecular function: protein binding. Gene Ontology annotation, biological process: protein ubiquitination. The record is from RefSeq and is a predicted model, not a curated record. The transcript has 2 exons. The coding region runs from base 269 to 1060 and encodes 263 amino acids.
CCCCCUCACUUUUCCCCCAUCCCGCCGCUGUUCUUGCAAAACCCAGCACCAAGACCCUAGACCCCCGUAAUCGAGCCGUGCCGGGGCAAGAAGCCACCGUUUCCCUGUUCGCCAGUCUUGCCAUGUCGUCCUCCAAAGCCGGCGGCGGCGGCGGCGGCAACCCGUCGCGGUCCGCCUCCGUCAUCGUCGCGCACAGCGCGCGGGGUACCACAUCCUCAAGAUCGACGGCUACUCCCUGACAAAGAAUCUCCCUACCGGUGAGUGCAUCAUGUCCACCCAAUUCACAGUAGGUGGCCACCGCUGGCGCCUCAAAUAUUGCCCCAACGGCGUCGACAAGGGGACCGCUGAUUACAUUGGUAUUUAUCUUAUCCUCGACGAAACUGUCGCCAAGUCAGUGAAGGCGCAGUACCAAUUCCGUUUUGCCGACGAGGUGGUGGAGGAUCCCGUGAAAUUGGACGAAAAGGACAGCUUCGACAGCCACAGAGGUUGGGGAUACUCGAUGUUCCUCACGAGGGAAGAGUUGGAGGGGUCGGAGCAUCUCAAGAAUGAUUCUUUUGCUGUCCGGUGCGACAUAAUUCUCAUCAACGAGUUCCGCACAGAGGACACCCCCCAGUCCUUCGUCGAGGUUCCCCCGUCUGACAUGCACCAGCACCUCGCCGAUCUCCUCCAGACCGGAAGGGGCGCCGAUGUGGUGUUCAAUGUGGGUGGCACGAUGUUCACAGCGCACCGGUGGAUGCUUGCUGCCCGAUCGCCGGUCUUCAAUGCGGAGCUCUUUGGCAUGAUGAAAGAAAGUGACAACGGACGUGUAGUGCACAUACAUGACUUGAAGCCUCGGGUGUUCAAGGCCUUGCUGUUUUUCAUAUACACCGACAUGUUUCCAGAUAUGACUGAGGAGGAAGAUGAUGAUGCCACCAUGGCUCAGCAUCUGCUUGUUGCAGCCGAUAGGUACGGCAUGGAGAGGCUGAAGUUGAUAAGUGAAGAGAAGUUGUGCAAGUACAUUGAUGUGGACUCAGUGGCAACCAUACUGACACUAGCCGAGCAGCACCAUCAUGGUUCAUAAGGCGCUAAGGCGACUUGUGGCGACCUACCACCCUCAUAACGCCUAGGCGUAUUAGGCGCGCGGCGAGGCGACGCCAUAGACAUACUAUGAACAUGGCAUGACAACAAAAUUUAGUAGCAUAUACAUAACUUUUUUGGACUGCUGUACCACCCAUUCUCCCAUUUCCAAUUGCUCUUGCCACCCCUUCUCUUCUCCCAUACAGCAAGCUACACAAAAAAUGACCAAUCAGCAAAAUCAACAGCAAAAUAAAUAAGUGAAAAGGCUGCUGAAUUCAACAAGACAGCAACAUGAAUGCAUGAACAUGACACUAAAAUUAUAUAAACAGCAGCAUAAUUAGUUCAACACAUCAGUCCACAAGCUUAGAGCUUUGUGGGCAGCAGCAUACACCAUACAGAUCACAAAAUAAGACAAUAAGUAGUAGUACACAACAACAAAAGCUGAUGGGUUCAGCUCGCGAAGGAGCCUGCGGGCCGGCGGCCGGCGCAGCCUGAGGGCCGGCGGGCGGGGUCGCGCUCGCGCUGAGGACGGCGCAGAGGAUUCGCGCUUGCGACGCGGAAGGCGCAGAGGAGUCGCGCUCGCGCCGUGGACGGUGGACGCGCGGACGGCGGACGUGCGGAGGAGUCGCCGCCUCCGCGAGCUCCAGAUAUAUGAUGAAAAGAUUGAGAAGUCACGGCCCAGCACCUCCUUGUUGCAGCCGAGUUCAAACAGAAAUUAUGCCAGUACACUGAUGUAGGUCCGGUAGCAACCACUGAACCACUGCAAUGGGAUCACCAGAAGAUCGAAGGGCAUUUCUGGCCAGCGACUCACAGCACAAGCUGCCACUCCAUCACAAAGGAGUUGAUUCUUCAGCGAUGCUGAUACUUGGCACGCCAACCAUGGCUCCACAGAUGGUGGCUCCCAUCUGCACUGGAACUUAGAGUCUUCUCUUCUGUUCUCAGCAGAACAAAAAUAAUGCCUUCGUUCAUUAGAGCAGGUCCGUCUUCAAUUGCUCCCCAAGUUGGGGAAGCAUUGCCUGUGAACGCCUAGCAAGUCCUAAGGUUUUAACUUAUUUUGUGGGAAUGGAUAAUAUAAGCUUCAAUGUUACAAUGUUUCCUUGUCUCA